Messenger RNA from Fusarium coffeatum, 1326 nucleotides. RefSeq lists its product as uncharacterized. The record is from RefSeq and is a predicted model, not a curated record. Gene Ontology annotation, cellular component: nucleus. The transcript is spliced from 3 exons. Gene Ontology annotation, biological process: DNA-templated transcription. The coding region runs from base 1 to 1326 and encodes 441 amino acids. NCBI's taxonomy places the organism in Eukaryota, Fungi, Ascomycota, Sordariomycetes, Hypocreales, Nectriaceae. Gene Ontology annotation, molecular function: zinc ion binding; DNA binding.
AUGACAUUAUUUCUCAUCAAGCACGCAAGGUUUUACACAUACAUUUACCCUACGUUGCCAAUCAUUUCAUCAGCCUAUUUCAAUCAAGAAUCGUUCACAAAUUCAUCACCCCAACACGAUGCACUCGAUCAUGUCCCCUGUCACUUACUCAGUGCCAUCUAUGGAUUAUCCAUACCAUUCUCUCGCAACGAUGACCACCUUUCCGUUGUCGACAUGUACAACCCCCUGCCACAUGAAGCUGUAUGGCGUAUAUGUUAUCAGGCUUUGCAGGAAGAACUCUAUCGCCCUCGUCUAUCAGUCAUCCAAGCGGGCUUAUUAUACUUGCAUAAGACAACACACGCUGAAGCCCAUGCCACCGUGUCUGACGUAUCCAAGUGUUCAUGGCUAGGAUCUCUUGUAGGAAUUGCUCAUAGCCUUGGACUUCAUCUUGAGACGCGUAUGUGUGCCAUACCAACUGAAGAAAAGCAGAUUCGUCGCCGCUUGUGGUGGGCUUUGUAUAUUGAGGACAAGUGGCUGUCUCUUCUCAUGGGUCGGCCAUCUUACAUAUCUGAUUCCGAGUGGGAUUUGGGAGAGCUAGACGACGGCGACUUUAGUAUCCCUGCAAGUAUCCCUCUUACGAACCUCUCACAUGCUGACUUGACUAGACCAUUCAGGGACAUGAGUCGCCUGUCUGUCAUUGCUGGUAAUGUACAGGCUUCCUUCUAUUCACUAAAAUCUUCGCAGAGGCUCUCUGAAGAUUUGUUAUCCUCUGUGCAAACAGCCCAGCCUCUAUUUGAAGAGUUGAACACUUGGCGCACUUCUGUCACGGCCAUUGAGUCACCAUGGCUUGCAAGCAAUAACGGGAUACUGAGCAACAGUGGAAAAUAUCCAUCGACGGUAUUUAUCGCACAUGCCACCCUGGUUACCUACGUCUGGAGAGCACUGCUGAGACCCAUCGUACCUUCUGCUGAUCCUCCCCUGAUUAUUGACGAUCAGCUCGACGGUGGACUAGUAAGCAUGGAGCUUCCGUCACUAAAUGCCCAGGAUCUUUGGGAUUUACCAGACUUGACUGAGCUGGAACCGUCACUAGAAAACACCACUGAUGGCUCAGCUGCACAUGAUGGUAUCGUUCAAAAUCUUCACCAGUCUUCUUUCAUAUGGGCUACGAGCCUCGCAAGUCUCGUUGAGCAUUUACCUCCAGCUCGGUUCCAUGAGUUCUGGUAUUCCUGGUCCAAUAUCUGCUUUGCAGUAAUAUCUAGCUUGGAUAUGGUUAUUCUUGUCCAAUCACCAACUGUAGAAGCAGCUGUUAAAGCAAAAAGACUGCUCAAACCUGGCGUCAUGUCGUAA